This is a messenger RNA of Menidia menidia (Atlantic silverside), 1489 nucleotides long. NCBI's taxonomy places the organism in Eukaryota, Metazoa, Chordata, Actinopteri, Atheriniformes, Atherinopsidae. The record is from the annotation of a GenBank genome assembly.
CUGAGGUAUCCACGUGAGGCCUUUGGUAGAACAGCUGUGUUUCAGCACCUCGGAGAGCGACGGAAGCCUCACCUGCUGGACCGAAACAGUGGGUCUGGUGUUGUUUCACCACCAGCGCUGCUCCCAGCUCAGAAGCCCUCACUUGCAAACAGAAACGUAUGGUUUGCGUUUGAGGUAUUAUGUUACACCCAUCUUCACCCAAUCACAACACUCCCCAAAAUCCUCCUGCCCGCUCUCUGCUAUAAGAGCUCGGGUCGUCCCAGUCUGGCAGACACCUCUCCAUCUCCGUGGCGCACGAGAUUUCGUAACAGGGCGCAAGUCCACACCCCAGAGCAGGCCCCUAUAGUUUUCCCCUUCAGGAACCCCUUUCGUAACGACCCCUCGCCCAUGGACAGCGCCGGCAACAGCGAGGAGGAGACCGAGCGCCAGCUGCCUCGGAGAGGAGCGAGGAAGAGGCGCACCGCCCGGAGGAGCACGGACGAAGAGGAAGAGGAGGGAGACGCGGAGAGCCCCGGGCCCGAGAAGAAGAGACGCAGGCAGAGCUGCGACGGCGGAGGUGGAGGAGGAGGAGGAGGAGGAGGAGGAGGCAGCGAGGCCAGCGGCGGCAGCAGCCCCGCGCAGUCCUUCGACGACCUGCAGACGCAGCGCGUCAUGGCCAACAUCCGCGAGAGGCAGCGGACGCAGUCCCUCAACGAGGCGUUCACGUCCCUGCGCAAGAUCAUCCCCACCCUCCCGUCGGACAAGCUCAGCAAGAUCCAGACGCUGAAGCUGGCCGCCCGGUACAUCGACUUCCUGUGCCAAGUCCUGCAGAGCGACGAGCUGGACGCGCGGGGAGCCAGCUGCAGCUACGAUGGGGGGCGCGUGGUCCCUGUCCACCACAUCCCACUAGCCGGGGCUCGCGUCCCCGGGGGAUGUGACCGUGAGAUAAUCCAGACUGAAGAACCAGUGGAUAAGGCCAGUCCUUCCAACAGGCUAAAAAGAGUCUAAGCUGAUGUGCUUCAGGCCUCAGAGGAAUGCAGCCUUUUCAUAUUUCCCUUUUGCAAGGACUGUGAUGUUUGCAAGGGAGCACUUAAGACAGACAGGACGGAUAUGAAGGAAAAGAGAGACCACUGCGACUAUGAAUGUUGUAAAAAACAAACAGACUCUGACAAACUACUCUGUUUUGAAACAUGAGAGGAGAUCGACAAUCCACUCCACAUUCCCUGUGACAGUGUUUCACAGAAAAUGAAGCCUUUUGUAUUUAUUUUUCUAUACAGGUAUGAAAUUCCUAUCCCUACAUCUCAAAUAAAAGUUAUUUAUUUUUGGGGAAAUCUCAGAAUGCUGAAUGGAUCCAGACUUUGAGUAUUUUGUGUCUUGUAAAUAUUUGCUAUCAUGUUGAAUAAAAAACAAACAAAUGAAGGUAUCUAUCCUUUCUCUCGAUUAUCUGGACAUUCAUUUCAGCUUUUAGUAGAAGGGUGCUUCAAAAGAAAGUAGAAUUACAUGACUGUCA